UCACCAUUUUAUGGCUCGACAGGCGCUUUGUGGAAGUACUUUCACGAUUGAUAAUUCAAAUAAAUAUUUUUAGUUUCUUAGCCAUAAUUUAUAUGGUAUAGAUAUUGUGCGGACGGUAAUUCGUAUAAAGAAAGAUAAGCCAACGUUGGCAAGUGUUGAAAAUAGGUAUUCGUGACCAACGACUUUAGUAAUAGUAAGCAUUGACGCUGUGGGCCACACUGUGGCGUAGGUAUAGCUAGCGAGCUAGGUUUAGAGGUUUAGCUUGUCACAACUCAAGAGACGUCGAACAAUCGACGCAUAUAAUCUAUACUUUUCUCAAAAUUUGAUUUCCUUAAACUACAACACUGACGACCACCGUGCAAGACUCGAAGACCGAGGAGAUGGCGAGCUCCGUGGGAAACGUGGCUGACAGUACAGAACCCACAAAACAACAACGUAUGCUUUCCUUCCAAGGGUUGGCCGAGCUGGCGCACCGGGAGUACCAGUCGGGCGACUUUGAGGCUGCCGAGCGCCACUGUAUGCAGCUGUGGAGGCAGGAGCCCGACAACACGGGCGUGCUUCUGCUGCUCUCCUCCAUCCACUUCCAGUGUCGCAGACUCGACAGGUCUGCCCACUUCAGCACCUUGGCCAUCAAGCAGAACCCGAUGCUGGCUGAGGCCUACUCCAACCUGGGCAACGUUUACAAGGAGCGCGGCCAGCUCCAGGAGGCCAUAGAGCACUACCGCCACGCGCUGCGGCUGAAGCCGGACUUCAUCGACGGGUACAUCAACCUGGCCGCUGCCCUGGUGGCAGCAGGGGACAUGGAGGGGGCCGUCCAGGCCUACGUGUCAGCCCUACAGUACAACCCUGAUCUAUAUUGUGUCCGCAGUGACCUGGGGAACUUGCUCAAAGCCCUCGGGCGUUUGGAAGAGGCUAAGGCUUGUUACCUGAAGGCUAUUGAGACUCAGCCCAACUUUGCGGUGGCUUGGAGCAACCUGGGCUGCGUGUUCAACGCCCAGGGAGAGAUCUGGUUGGCCAUACACCACUUUGAGAAGGCCGUGACUCUUGAUCCCAACUUCCUGGAUGCCUACAUCAACUUGGGCAACGUACUGAAAGAGGCUCGCAUCUUUGACAGAGCGGUGGCGGGUUACCUGCGCGCCCUCAGCCUCAGCCCCAACCAUGCGGUCGUCCACGGCAACCUGGCGUGUGUCUACUACGAGCAGGGCCUCAUCGACCUGGCCAUCGACACGUACCGCCGCGCCAUCGAGCUGCAGCCCCACUUCCCCGACGCUUACUGUAACCUGGCCAACGCCCUCAAGGAGAAGGGCAAUGUAAGGAAGUACACGGUAUCCGAGGCAGAGGAGUGCUACAACACAGCCCUUCGUCUGUGUCCCACCCACGCCGACUCACUCAACAACCUGGCCAACAUAAAGAGGGAGCAGGGCAACAUUGAGGAUGCCGUCCAGCUCUACAGGAAAGCCCUGGAGGUUUUCCCAGAGUUUGCGGCAGCCCACUCCAACCUGGCCAGUGUUUUGCAGCAGCAAGGGAAGCUCCAAGAGGCCCUCAUGCACUACAAGGAGGCCAUCAGAAUCAGCCCUACGUUUGCUGACGCCUACUCUAACAUGGGCAACACUCUGAAGGAGAUGCAGGAUGUUCAGGGAGCGCUGCAGUGCUACACCAGAGCUAUCCAGAUCAACCCUGCCUUUGCAGAUGCCCACUCUAACUUGGCCUCCAUACACAAGGACUCUGGUAACAUCCCUGAAGCCAUUGCUUCUUACCGUACAGCCCUGAAGCUGAAACCUGACUUCCCCGAUGCCUACUGCAACCUGGCACACUGCCUGCAGAUUGUGUGUGACUGGGCAGACUAUGACGAGCGCAUGAAGAAGCUGGUGAGCAUCGUGGCCGACCAGCUGGAGAAGAACCGGCUCCCGUCGGUGCACCCCCACCACAGCAUGCUGUACCCCCUCUCUCACGGCUUCCGCAAGGCCAUCGCCGAGCGCCAUGGCAACCUCUGUCUGGACAAGGUACAGGCCCUCAUCAAAAUCAACGCGCUCCACAAGCCUGCCUACGAGCAUCCCAAGGACCUGAAGGCCAGCGGAGGGCGUCUCAGGGUGGGCUACGUCAGCUCUGACUUUGGGAACCACCCCACCUCCCACCUGAUGCAGUCCAUCCCCGGAAUGCACAACUCUGAGAAAUUUGAGGUGUUCUGCUACGCCCUGAGCCCAGAUGACAACACCAACUUCAGGGUCAAGGUGGUGGCUGAGGCCCAUCACUUCACUGACCUCUCACAGAUCCCGUGUAACGGUAAGGCAGCAGACAGGAUCCACCAGGAUGGGCUCCACAUCCUGGUCAAUAUGAAUGGAUACACCAAAGGUGCCCGCAACGAGCUGUUUGCCUUGCGCCCUGCUCCCAUCCAGUGUAUGUGGCUGGGCUACCCCGGGACCAGCGGAGCUCCCUUCAUGGACUACAUUGUGUCAGACAAGGAGACCUCCCCCAUCGAGGUGGCUGAGCAGUACUCUGAGAAACUGGCCUACAUGCCACACACCUUCUUCAUAGGAGACCACGCUAACAUGUUCCCUCACCUGAAGAAAAAGGCAGUGAUUGACUUCAAGUCUAACGGUCACAUCUUUGAUAACCGCAUCGUUCUGAACGGCAUCGACCUCAAGGCUUUCCUGGACAGUCUCCCUGACGUCAAGGUGGUCAAGAUGAAGUGUGACAGUGGGGACAGUGGAGCGGCAGACACCAACGGGGCUCUGUCCAUGCCUGUUAUCCCCAUGAACACUGCGGCCGAGGCAAUCAUCAACAUGAUCAACCAGGGACAGAUACAGGUCACCAUCAACGGGUUCACCGUCAGCAAUGGACUGGCCACCACACAGAUUAACAACAAGGCGGCGACGGGAGAGGAGGUCCCUCGUACCAUUGUGGUGACCACUCGCUCUCAGUACGGCCUGCCUGAAGACUCCAUCGUCUACUGCAACUUCAACCAGCUCUACAAGAUCGACCCUCCAACCCUGCAGAUGUGGGCCAACAUCUUGAAGCGCGUUCCCAACAGCGUUCUGUGGCUGCUGCGUUUCCCGGCCGUGGGGGAGCCCAACAUCCAGCAGUACGCCCAGAACUUCGGCCUGCCCGGCUCCCGCAUCAUCUUCUCUCCCGUGGCGCCCAAGGAGGAACACGUGAGACGGGGCCAGCUGGCCGACGUGUGCCUGGACACGCCGCUCUGUAACGGACACACCACCGGGAUGGACGUCCUCUGGGCCGGGACGCCCAUGGUCACCAUGCCAGGUGAGACCCUGGCGUCUCGCGUGGCCGCUUCCCAGCUGCAGUGUCUGGGCUGCCCAGAGCUCAUCGCCCACACCAGGCAGGACUAUGAGGACGUGGCCGUCAAACUGGGCUCCGACAUGGAAUAUCUGAAGAUGAUCCGAUCCCGUGUGUGGAAGCAGCGUAUCUGCAGUCCUCUGUUCAACACCAAGCAGUACACCAUGGACCUGGAGAAACUCUACCUGCAGAUGUGGGAGCGCUAUGCCAGUGGCAACAAGACGGACCACCUGGUCAACCUGCAGCCCAUCGAGAGCAGCGAGAGUGCCUGAACUCCUGGAGCCGGACAGUGUUCCAAAUGGUGUGCUUUUCCUUUUAUGGUACACUACUAGUUUUGGUUUUGGGUAGUGUUCUACGAAGGGAAUGGGGUGCCAUUGGUGAUGCUGUCCACCCAAUCAGACGUCCCUACCAUGGAUGCACGCAGCCCCCCCCCGACCCAUUGCCCUCUUCCCUGUGACUUGGACUCUGUUGUGGAGCCUGCAGGUUUUUCCCCUCUUAUCGUCCUUCCAUAUUUCCCCAGUCCUUCAGUCAUCACUGUCCCAUCCAUGUCGCUGAGCCAGACGGAGACAGAACCAGCUCCACUUUUCAUCUGGGACUCUUCCUCCUAAACCACAGCAUCCACACUGGGUACGACAGGCGAACACCUUCCUUCCAUCCCUCCCACGCCUGGAAGAAUUUCCCCCUUCGGUGUGGGGCUCGUUAGGGCCUUGACGAUUAAGAGCUUGACCCCAGCCAACCCCCACAUCGUUUUUCCAUCCGUAACAAUGUCAUCUGGAAUAAGAGCUUGAUGGUAGAUGUCAGUAUGAAAGGGACAAUGUGGCAAAGCCUCAGAUCUCGUGACUCGUCUUGGAACUAAACGUUUAAUUAGCUUUAACAUGUUAACAUUAUUGUACUUUUAGUUUGCGACUGCUUUGGUUUUUUUUGGUCUUCUAUGCUGUUCUUGGUGACUCUGGCAGGGUAGGUGAAUGCUUAUGUAUGAUAGAAAUCAAAGCGAGAGCUCAUAAUUGACCCCCCACCUUCCCACCGCCAAAUGCCAACUUUUAAGGAUUUUGUCACGUGUCAAUGUAAGAAAGUACUCUUCAUGGCUUUUUCCUCUUCCUCCAUGUCAUGCAGUAUGCUUGUUAAGACUAGCCCAUGUGGAUAAAUGGAUAAACUAUGAAUUGCACAGACUGUAGAUUCUUGUCAGUACUACUCAUUGGAAUGGGCCUGCAAUUCGUUCCUCCUUAAUCACCCCUCCCAAGUAGUUAUUGAUUUGUUCACUCAAACCAGGAUUGGCCUAGGUAAGUAUUUUCUAAGCAGUUUUUGUUUUGUACUCUUGUCUUUCCAUUAACUGUUUUAUUUAUGCUUUGUCAAUGGUAUACUGCAAGGCUCUGACUAAAUCUCUGCUGAAAUAAAUACAUCAAACCUC
Molecule: messenger RNA, 4702 nt
Organism: Esox lucius (northern pike)
Lineage: Eukaryota; Metazoa; Chordata; Actinopteri; Esociformes; Esocidae
Gene: ogt.1
Product: O-linked N-acetylglucosamine (GlcNAc) transferase, tandem duplicate 1
Exons: 22
Coding region: 381-3566 (1061 amino acids)
Biological process (GO): protein O-linked glycosylation
Molecular function (GO): protein binding; protein N-acetylglucosaminyltransferase activity
Source: RefSeq, a predicted model, not a curated record